CGCAGCGAAGCCUUACAUGUUGAGCAGCAUACACGAGCUUUGCACAGAACAGUGCUCCUCAGCAUGAAUCGAAAGAAAUUCGAUUGACAAUGCCACUCUCACCUGAGGACAUUGUCAGCGUUCACGUUGGGGAUGGAAGUUCCGCAGAAUGGUUGAAUCAGCGCAAGUUCAAACCAAAGUUGACCAUUGUCGAGUCCAAUCCGGCGUGGCCACAGCGAUUCUUAGACAUCAAAACACGUAUAGAAGCUGCGCUAGGCUCGACUGCAGUUGCCAUUCAUCAUGCAGGAUCCACCAGUGUGCCAGGUCUGCCGGCAAAAGAUAUUAUUGACGUCGAUCUUGUCGUAAAGGAUAGUAUGGACGAGGGUUCUUAUGUUGCGGCUCUCGAGUCCUUGGGCUUCGUAUUCCUUAUCCGCGAGCCGGACUGGUACCAACAUCGCUUUUUCUUUGAUGAAGAAAACCGGCCUAAUGCAUACUUCAUCAACCUUCACGUCUGGGGACCGGAUUGCCCCGAGGUUGAGAGGCACCGGAUCUUCCGCGACUGGCUCUCAAAGUCACCGAAAGACCUACAGCUAUAUGCCAAUGUCAAACGUGAAUGUGCUUCAGCAUCUGAGGCCGCAGGGGAAUCAAUGGAAGAAUACACGCUGCGAAAGGGCAAAGCUAUUCAAGAGAUCAUGGAUCGGGCGUUCCGCGAUCUGGGCUACAUCAAGUAAUAUGGCAAGUCGUUUUGUUCUGCCAAGGGAAAGAAAUGGAGGGAGUCUGAGAACUAGCUAGCAUGAAUCUCAUGCUUGUAUAUUCCUCAAUCAGCUUGGGCCAGCGCAUAGAUUAGAUCUUUGGCUAUUCCAUCUUU
Molecule: messenger RNA, 847 nt
Organism: Exophiala oligosperma
Lineage: Eukaryota; Fungi; Ascomycota; Eurotiomycetes; Chaetothyriales; Herpotrichiellaceae
Exons: 1
Coding region: 90-710 (206 amino acids)
Source: RefSeq, a predicted model, not a curated record